Molecule: messenger RNA, 2550 nt
Organism: Scomber scombrus (Atlantic mackerel)
Lineage: Eukaryota; Metazoa; Chordata; Actinopteri; Scombriformes; Scombridae
Gene: osbpl7
Product: oxysterol binding protein-like 7
Cellular component (GO): perinuclear endoplasmic reticulum; intracellular membrane-bounded organelle; cytosol
Molecular function (GO): cholesterol binding
Source: RefSeq, a predicted model, not a curated record
AUGGAAUCAUACGCAGCCUCGCUCAAUCGCAGCCAGUCGAUGGCGAGCGGCAUGGAGAAGGCAUCGCCUACGUGGAACAAACCCUCUCACUCUCGGAGCAGCAGCACUCUGUCGUCUCGCCACUCCAGACAGAUCAUCAAAGAUUGGGAAGUGAUUGACGAUCUUCAGGUAGACAUGCACCUCGGAGGCGAUAAUCUUCAAGAUAUGACCACUCCGGGUAUCUGUGAGGGUUAUCUUCUCAAGAGGAGGAAGUGGCCUCUGAAAGGAUGGCACAAGCGAUACUUUGUCUUGGAAGCAGGGACAUUGCGCUACUCCAAAAGCCAACAAGAUGUAUCCAGAGGAAGAGUGCAGGGCUCUUUAGAUGUCAGCCUUGCUGUGAUGUCCAUCAACAAGAAGUCAAACCGGAUUGACUUGGACGCAGGAGACAUUCUCUAUCACAUGAAGGCAAAGAGCCACGAGAUCUUCUACAUUUGGACGACUAAGCUUCAAGCCCAUCGCCAGUACAAGAAGAACGAGGCGGCACACGGUCACGGCAGCUUCCUCAUCAGUUUCUCCAGCAGUGCAGCUCAGAGGAACGGAGAUUCGAGCUCUGCAGGCGUUGCAGACUCAGCAGGAGCAUCAGGAGUUCUUCCAUCAGCUAACACUGCCGCCAACACUAAAGUGUCUGCGUGGCUGCAGCAGAGUCACGAUCCAGACGCCUGCGUUCGAGAGUUGAACCGCUGCCACAUGGAUCUCUCCGAGCUGAACCGUUUGAUCCUGAGGCUUCAGGCGCUGGAGGCCGGCCAGACUUUCACUAACGGAGACCUGCAGCGUAUCAUCAGCAUACAGAAUCUUUCACUCGAGAAGCCGAAAAAGUCAAAGUCGGGGAAUUGGGGUCAUUCUCGCACCCUGUCCAGAGUAGAGGCUUUGGGAAUGCUGUCCUCCAGCCACCUGAGCAGCUCCUCUCACCUCGGUACGUCGGUCCCCUCCAUCCCCGACUACGUCUACACACAGCUGUCUCCUCCUGUUCCCGCAUCGCCCGAGGGCAAGAAGAUCCAGCAGGAUAUCUGCGCCAUGUCGCUACGAGUUCUGGCUUCUCUGAAGUCGGUGCAUGAAACUCUGACGCAGGAGAGGCAGAAGCUUCAGGAAGUUUGGGAAACUAACGUCCCCUCAUCCAACCUGCUAACUGAGCCUGCAGGAGCGACACAUCGAGCCCACGGGCCUCCAUCGGUGGCGGAUUCGGCUGCAGAGUAUUUUGACGCCAGCGACGACGUCCUUUGCGGUAGUUCAUCUGAGGUGUCUGAUGAAUCCGGGCUCAGUGAAGGAAGCACCACCAACUCAGAGCCGGAGGAAGGACAUGCAUCAGCCACCCGGAAGUACCGUGCCAGUGUUUCCAGAUCUCCCAACAGUGUCGCCAAGAGCACCGGACGCCGAACUACACUUCCUGCUGACUGUCCAGACAACAGCCACGUGGGCCUCAUGGCUAUCCUCUACAAUAACAUAGGUAAAGACUUGGCUCGGGUGUCGAUGCCCGCAGCUCUUAACGAGCCCGUUAACCUGCUGCAGAGGCUGUGUGAGGAGCUGGAGUACAGCGAGCUGCUGGACACUGCCAACAACACAUCGGACCCCUACCAGAGAAUGGUUUACAUUGCUGCCUUCGCUAUCUCCGGUUAUUCCACUGCGACGUUCAGGAGCCACUACAAGCCCUUCAACCCGGCUGGGGAAACCUACGAGUGUGUCAGAGAGGACCGGGCCUUCAACUUCAUCAGCGAGCAGGUGUGUCACCAUCCCCCCAUCUCUGCCUGCCACGCAGACUCUGAUAACUUCUCCUUCUGGCAAGACCAACGAUGGAAAAAUAAAUUCUGGGGGAAAUCUUUGGAGAUUCUGCCCACGGGGAUGGUGAAUGUCACUCUUCCAAGGUAUGGAGAUCACUACGAGUGGAACAAAGUGGUGACCUGCAUCCACAACGUCCUCAGUCAGCAGCGCUACCUGGAGCACUACGGAGAGGUGACCAUCCGCAACCUGAAGAGCAACGUCUGCACCUGCAAGAUCACCUUCGUCAAGUCUCGUUAUUGGGGCUCAGAAAUGAACAAGAACGAGGUGCAAGGUACGGUGCUGGAUGAAAGCGGGAGUGUCAUUCACCGGUUUGGAGGUCUGUGGCAUGAAGGCAUCUACUGUGACACUCUGCCCACUCCUAAAUGUGUCUGGAAGCCAAAUCCCCAGCCAAAGGAUUCCCUGCUGUACUACGGCUUCUCCACCUUCGCCUUGGAGCUGAAUGAACUCACCUCAGACCUGAAGCCCCUCCUGCCUCCGACAGACAGCCGCUUGCGUCCAGACCAACGAUUGCUGGAGGAAGGAAACGUGGAGGGAGCAGACAAUAAAAAAGAUGAAAUAGAAGAAAAUCAGAGGGCGAGAAGAAAAGAGCUCUAAAAAGGUGAAGAUCAUAAUCCACGUUUCUUCAAGAAAGCCAAAGAUACCUGCGGGCGUGACGUCUGGUUGACAAACGGGAUGUACUGGAAGCUCAGGCAGGAUCCAGGUUUCGCAAAAACUGAAAACAUAACUCUGUGGUGA